AUGGCGUCUGCAUCCACAAGCGGGAAUCGCCGCGCAGCCAAUACCGACCCACGAGCCAAUGACGGGGCCCCAACAAGGCCAGCGAAAAGGAAUAGGAUCAUAAUUGCAUGCACAAGCUGCAGACAGCGCAAAUCACGUUGUGAUGGACUACGGCCAAGGUGCUCCACUUGCAGAGACUACGGCCUUGACUGUGUAUAUUCCAAUACCAGCACUCUGACCAAAAAUUCCGCCUCCAAAGAACUCAUUGACGCCCUCCAGGCUCGUCUCGCAUGCCUCGAGAGUGGUUUUACAGGAUUAUCUACCAGAGUGAGCAAGAUUGAAGAUUUGCAAAGCGAAAAGGCUACACAUGUAGCCCAUUCGUCUAUACUCCUCAGCAAUGCUCCGCCUCAGCAGCCAGAAGGCAGUGCGGGCAAUAUACCCGAGCUAGAAGAUCCGGCUGAUGGAAUGGGCUCAAUGGUUUUCACAGAGGAACAGAACUCUGGAUAUUUUGGUCCCUCUUCCAAUAUCGCAUUCACACGCCGCAUUGUUCGAUCAACAACCACCAUUCUGAAGAAUGCAGCCUCUGCUGGUACUCCGAUAUCUCCAGAGGACUAUAUUAUUACAAGCCACGCUCUGCGUAUAUCUCGGCCCACGUCACCGAUAGCUGUGCAUGCUUACAAUUCUGGCGCUGUCUCAAUUGGCACUGAACCAUUUAUACUGCCACCUCAGGGAGAGACUCUUCAUCUCAUAGAGCUUUACUUCAGUGCGACUGGCAUUCUUUUCCCGUACAUUGAUAAAGAAAGCUUUCUGCAGACUUACCAGCAGCUCUCUUUGAUGGACAUCGUCUCUGUGCGGAGAUCAUGGCUUGGUCUGCUCAACGUAGUGCUUGCAAUGGCAACAACCGCCAAUACGGGUCACGACACAACGCUUUCUGCACAGGAGCGUGCAUCCAAGUCGGAUGUCUUCUUUCGUCGCGCUUGGAUGCUUUGUGAUCGACAGAUACGGCACGGCGCCAGUCUCGAAAUUGUGCAACUUCUGCUGCUGAUGAGCCAGUACCUUCAAGGUUCUGAGCGUUCGAUCGAGACGUGGAAUAUCCAUGGCCUUGCUGUGAAAGCGGCUUAUCAAUUAGGCUUACACUCUUCUGACGCUCUCCGACAAUACCCGCCUCUGGAGCGCGAGUUUCGCAAACGAACUUGGUAUGGAUGUGUCAUGCUUGAUAGAACACUGAGUAUGACCAUGGGACGACCCGUGUCUAUCCCAGAGCAGUAUGUCAAAAUAGAACUGCCCCAACCGCUUGCCGAAUCGCCAUCGGAGGACGAAGUCAGCGUACAGCUGUUCACGGCGACAAUAACUCUUUAUCGGAUCAUGACUGAUAUCUUCGAUGUCCUAUAUGGCAGCAAUCUAGGGUGUGUGGAUCAUGUGGACAUUUUCGAAAAUGCAUCCUAUCUCCUGAAAUGCGAGCAAAGAUUCUUUGUGUGGCAGCGCGACUUGCCAAGGUCAAUAUCUUUGAUUGGAUCAAAUGAACUGGAAUACGAGCCGAACGAGUUUACAAUUACGCGAUUACGCGUCAUCUUGACUUUAAGAUUCCUCAACCUCCGCAUACUUGCUCACAGGCCACUCUUGUGCAUGUACCUUGAGAGUUUGGGUGCGUCACAAGUAGAUCCGUUGCAGCUAGCUACCUUGCGGCAGGUUAGUGCCAAUAGUGUCCAGCUUUGUGUCCAAUCUGCAACCAUGAUCGUCAACAUCACCAGUUGGGCCUUGAAACAUAGCAGUCCCCCUCGCUAUCUGCUUGGUGCGUGGUGGUUUUCUCUUUAUUACACCUUCAAUGCGUCGCUUGUAUUAUAUUCUGCUCUACUCAUCCAGCACCAGACAAAAACGUGCAAUCUGCCGUUGGGAAUGGAAGAGCUGAAUGUUUCCAUGGAAUCCCUUCGACAGGCAACUGAAUGCCUUUCCAUGAUAUUUCGCGGGAACAGGAUGGCAGAAAAGUGUGUGCGGUAUGUCUCUGCACUGUCGAACUGGCUGUCGGUGAUAUAUAUGACAGACAGAAACUCUGGGUUUGACACCUCUGGACUGCCUGAUGACCUAUUCGAAAGGUUCAGCACACAUGGGUAUUCCGACAGUGCACGGUCCCACGAUAACCUACAUUUCUUCGACUCUACUGACGCACACCUGGGGCUUGGCUCAAAUGAACUCUUAAACCCGGCUGAUUCCACUUUCAUGAGCAGAUACACAGGCUCACAUUUGACAUGA
Molecule: messenger RNA, 2229 nt
Organism: Exserohilum turcica Et28A
Lineage: Eukaryota; Fungi; Ascomycota; Dothideomycetes; Pleosporales; Pleosporaceae
Exons: 9
Coding region: 1-2229 (742 amino acids)
Biological process (GO): positive regulation of transcription from RNA polymerase II promoter by galactose; DNA-templated transcription
Cellular component (GO): nucleus
Molecular function (GO): DNA-binding transcription factor activity, RNA polymerase II-specific; RNA polymerase II cis-regulatory region sequence-specific DNA binding; zinc ion binding
Source: RefSeq, a predicted model, not a curated record